UCCCGAGGCCGCAGAAGCUCGCGGUGCGCGGCAGCUGGUAGCUUAAAUACAGCAGUUACAGCUGCGGGGGACAGCUGUAGAUCCUAACACGGGGCUGCCGCUCACAGAUGCACAACUCUGAGCUCUGAGCUUGCAGCCCGGGUACUUAGAGCCUGGGACAAGGCUGCCGGCAGGAUCGCGGCCUGCGGAGGCGUCGGCGUCCAGUGCUACGGUGGCCGCACAGGGCCCUGCCCGGUAAUUCCCGCGGUGUAUACGCGCUGCUCGCCGUGGCUGCUGGAGCCGGAGCGUGCCCUGCUGUGGGAACUCCUGUGCAGCUGUACUGUUAUCCAGUCCUGUGUCGCCCAGGGGUCGGCUUGAGUCUGGCGGAGUGGAGAAGGGCAUUGAAUUUUAUAUCAGAAUGGAAUCGUGUGAUGGCUUCUUCUUUAGAAUUUGAAUAUGGAGGCUUCAGGAACAGAUGAAGUUGACAAGCUAAAAUCUAAAUUUAUGUCUGCUUGGAACAACAUGAAAUACAGUUGGGUGUUGAAAACAAAGACGUAUUUUAGUAGAAACUCACCGGUUUUAUUACUUGGAAAAUGUUAUCAUUUUAAAUAUGAAGAUGAAGACAAGAUGUUGCCUGCGAGAUCAGGAUGUACUAUUGAAGAGCAUGUGAUUGCAGGAAAUGUGGAGGAAUUCCGUAAGGAUUUCAUUUCUAGAAUUUGGCUGACCUACAGGGAAGAAUUUCCUCAAAUAGAAGCCUCAGCCUUGACGACAGACUGUGGCUGGGGCUGUACGCUGAGGACUGGCCAGAUGCUCUUGGCUCAAGGGCUCAUACUACACUUUCUUGGUAGAGCUUGGACCUGGCCCGAUGCACUGCACAUCGAGAACUCAGACUCUGACUCGUGGACUUCCAACACCGUCAAAAAGUUUACCGCAUCACUUGAAGCCUCGCUUUCAGGGGAAAGGGAGCUCAGAACUCCAGCAGUUUCUCUGAAGGAAACGAUCAGGAAGCAUCCUGACGACCUUGCAGCGCAGAACGAGAUUUGUCACAGGAAAAUUGUCUCUUGGUUUGGAGACUCCCCUCUGUCUGUCUUCGGCUUACAUCGACUCAUAGAGUUCGGCAAGAAGUCUGGGAAAAAGGCUGGAGAUUGGUACGGGCCAGCCGUGGUUGCUCACAUUUUAAGAAAAGCAGUAGAAGAAGCAAGACACCCCGACUUACAAGGACUAACUAUUUAUGUCGCGCAGGAUUGCACAGUUUACAAUUCUGAUGUGAUUGAUAAGCAGACCGACUCUGUGACCUCUGGGGACGCCAGGGACAAGGCUGUUAUUAUCUUAGUUCCUGUUAGACUUGGUGGAGAAAGAACCAACACUGACUAUCUGGAGUUUGUGAAGGGUGUUUUAAGCCUUGAAUACUGUGUAGGUAUUAUUGGCGGCAAACCCAAACAGUCGUAUUACUUUGCUGGAUUUCAAGAUGACAGUUUGAUUUACAUGGACCCUCAUUACUGCCAGCCUUUUGUAGAUGUCAGCAUAAAGGAUUUCCCUCUCGAGACAUUCCACUGUCCUUCUCCUAAGAAGAUGUCAUUUCGGAAGAUGGAUCCUAGUUGUACGAUAGGAUUUUAUUGUCGAAACGUCCAGGACUUUGAACGAGCAUCCGAAGAAAUCACCAAGAUGUUGAAAAUUUCCUCUAAGGAGAAAUACCCAUUGUUUACUUUUGUGAACGGCCAUUCCAGAGACUUUGAUUUUACAUCCACUGCAGCCAGUGAAGAAGACCUGUUCUCGGAGGACGAAAAGAAAAAAUUCAAAAGAUUUAGCACAGAAGAGUUUGUCUUGCUUUAAAGACGAGUGCAUUCGUGUUUCCGAGAAGCGCUUGACCACAGGAGGGCCACGGAGAGUAACAAGCAGGCAUGAGAUCCUCUGCCGUCCAGUCCUAACUGUGCGCCGUCCUUCUAACAGUGCACAUUUGACAACACCCAAACGUGAAAGGAUUUUUCUGAAGGAAAUGACUUGAUGGCCCUUGCUUCUGAGUGAUAAAUAACAGUGGUUCCGGUUGCAUUCCAAAGACAUGCUGACGAAACACUACCUUAACCAUAAGCCUUGAUUCCCAGCAUCUUCUGCCUGUGCCCACUGGUCCCUUGGAGGUUUUGUGAUACAGGUUCCCUCAAAGAUUGGGAUCGCCAAACUAAUUUUCAAAGCCUUGCUUGGUGUUAAUGACAAGAGACCAGAGACUGGAUCUUCAAUACCCAGGCUCCUGCUGUUAACGGAACCAGAGGAUGCUUUGGAUUUGGGUAUCUGGAUAACUAAAUGGACACGUCAAAUCAUGUAAGCAGGAGUUUAUGGCAAUACUUAACCACAUGGUUUUCUAGUAGCUACUCCUUAUGCUUGUGCAGAGCAGUGAAGGAUGAAUAGAAAGCAUUGUCUUUUCUUUUCUUUCUUUGCUUUUUUUUUUCCCAAUCCUGGGGACCGAGCCCAGGGCCUUGUACAUGCUAGGCAGAUGUUCUACCUCUGAGCUGUCCUAAAGUGUAGAUUUUCCCCAUGUAUUUAAAAGUUAAGUUUUUAGUAGUAUCUAUAUUUAUUUUAAUUAGAUAAAGGAAAUUGUUUCCUAUCUUAAAAGUGAACUUUUGUAGUAUGAUAGGGCAUCUCUUGGGUACACAGUGGCACUGGGUUUUGAUCCUACUUCAUGUUCUGGCUUUGUGGGAGCCUAGCCGGUUUGGAUGCUCACCUUCCUAGACCUGGAUGGAGGGGGGAGGACCUUGGACUUUCCACAGGGCAGGGAACCCUGACUGCUCUUCAGACUGGAGAGGGAGGGAGAGAGGAGUGGGGGGAGGGGGAGAGGACUGGGAGGAGGGAGGGAAAUGGGAGGCUGGGAGGAGGCGGAAAUUUUUUUUAAAAGUGGUUAAAAAAAAGUGAACUUUUGUGGAAAUCUAAUGUAUUACCCAAUUUUUAAGUCUAAAGAUGAAUAGCAAGAAAGAUAUGGAUGUUUUUGAUUUUGCUGUUUGUUUAAAGUGUUGCCAUGGUGUUUAGAGGUUAAGACUGUUUGCAGGUUAAAUCUGCCUUAAAUGUGUUGAGAGUUUACUUAAAGACAAAUUUGUGAUAUAAAAAUAUGCCAGGAUUAUAAAAUAAGUACUUUAAUAAACAUGUGAGAACAUAAA
This is a messenger RNA of Alexandromys fortis (reed vole), 3125 nucleotides long. RefSeq names its product autophagy related 4C cysteine peptidase (gene Atg4c). The transcript has 11 exons. NCBI's taxonomy places the organism in Eukaryota, Metazoa, Chordata, Mammalia, Rodentia, Cricetidae. Gene Ontology annotation, molecular function: protein-phosphatidylethanolamide deconjugating activity. The record is from RefSeq and is a predicted model, not a curated record. Bases 436 to 1812 code for a protein of 458 amino acids.